This is a messenger RNA of Mizuhopecten yessoensis (Yesso scallop), 2348 nucleotides long. RefSeq names its product gamma-butyrobetaine dioxygenase-like. Gene Ontology annotation, molecular function: oxidoreductase activity. The transcript has 16 exons. Lineage: Eukaryota; Metazoa; Mollusca; Bivalvia; Pectinida; Pectinidae. Gene Ontology annotation, biological process: carnitine biosynthetic process. Bases 243 to 1607 code for a protein of 454 amino acids. The record is from RefSeq and is a predicted model, not a curated record. Gene Ontology annotation, cellular component: mitochondrion.
CGUGAUACUGAGGACAGUCGUUUUCAACCGGCUCCGCUAAAAAGUGCCUUUAAAGGUGUUUUAAGGACUUUUUUACCUGGAUUUUUAAGCAGUAUUUGUGUGUAAAGUAUUUUAUCGUCAUAUUGUGUGGAUUCUGAAGUUUUAAAGUGUGUGCAUACCUUAUAUCUCUGAAGGUGAAGCCUGAAGACUAACAUACGAGAGGCAGACAGAGAGGAUAACACAGAUUGUGACCGGGAGGCAACAUGUUGAAAAGUCUUUGCCGUAAACGUCUGUUGACCGUGAUUUCUAGAUGUUCAUCUGUUGGAUUUACACUACAGAAAGGGCCUGCUGUUCCCCUGAACACCUUACCAACCUGUGUUUUCGGGCAACGUCUUAAGCGUUAUCAGUCGUUUUCAUCACGGAAAAUUGUAUCUGAAGCAGUUGCCGAAACUGUCAGUGCUGUCGACGACGGACGAAAAGUAGAAAUUGUGUGGAAUGAUGGCAAAUCGUCGAGAUUCCAUGCAGUGUGGCUGAGACAUCAUUGUCCUUGUAAAGAAUGUUAUUCCAACGAAAUCAGCCAGGUGUUAGUAGAAAUAGAUAAACUUCCACUUGACAUCAAAGUAACAGAUGUCACAGUAACAGAAAAUGGUGGAGUACGGAUUCGAUGGGAUGAUAGCAAUCACACUGGAGAGUUUAGCUCAGCCUUCCUGAAGAAACAUUGUUACUCACAAAACAGUUUAAAACAGAAGAAAGAUUCAAUGAAGACGUCAUUAUAUGCAGAGUCUGUCUUGCCGAGUGUCACGUAUGCUGACUGCGAGGCAGAUGAAAAACACGUAUAUAGAUGGUUAAAAUAUAUAAAUGAGCAUGGCCUGGCAAUGAUUAAAGAGGCUCCAGCAACAAGGCAUCUGUUGGCAGAGUUCAUCCCAAAACACGUGGCGCCUUUGUUUGAUAAUACAUAUGGAAAGGUUCAGGACGUGCUUGUCCUGGAAAAACCGACUAACCUGGCGUACACGCAGGAUAAAAUACAAUUCCAUAUGGAUUUAGUAUACUACGAAUCAGUGCCCGGAAUUCAGGUUCUUCAUGGCCUUAGUUUUGACGAUUGUAUCAUAGGUGGAGAAACAUUAUUUGUUGACAUGUUCGCAGUUUGUGAAGAAUUCAGACAAACAAAUCCAGUCGAGUUUAAGACUCUUUGUACCGUCCCGUGUACAUUUUCCAGGGAACAUAUGUCAAGGGCCAUCCCCAUCCACCUGCUGAUACAAAGACCAGUCAUUUCUCUGAACAACGAGAAUGAGAUAAUCGGAGUGUUCUGGAACCCUGGUGUAGUUGGUGUAUUGGAGAUACCAGAGCAUCACGUGACCGAUUACUACAGGGCAUACCAGUUGUUCGCAAGAGCAGUAUCCAACUUUCACACAAAACAUGAAAUUCGCCUCCAGCCUGGAGAAAUCAUUGCUUUCAACAACAGAAGAAUGGCACACAGCCGGAGAGCGUUUACUUGCAGAGGUGGUGAGCGACACUUUCAGGGGUGCUUUGUUAACAUAUGUGAAUACAAAAGCCGUCUUGUCAGUCUGACAAGGAAGUACGGUGAUGUAUCAACCAUCAAACGUGUCGGUAACAUGGAUUGGAUGUAGAAGUUGAUCUUACUUUGCACAUGGGGCUAUCCUUUUCUAUUUGAGAACAUCCACAUAUGUUGUUUUCAACUCAAGUUUAUGAAAAAAAAGUCGUCAUCAGCUUUAACAAGGAUCUUUGAUACGUGAUACGAUUACCAUAUAUAUAUAUUUUUUUUACCGAAAAAAUAAUGAAAUAAAACCAGAAAAAUACUUGUACAUUCCAAUGUCGGCAAUUGCGUAGUAAUCAUUUUUGCUAAAACAUAUAUUUUCCCUCUAUAUCUGAUUAUUGUAGUCCAAUAUUUGACACAUUAUGUUUAAUUAUAUUUAAUGUCAAUAAUGUAACAUGAUAGAUACAAAACAAAAUUCUGUACAUUGAAUUAUAAAGCAAUUUCAAUCUAUCUGAAUUUGUUUUUCAGUUCUUCAAAUUGAAACAAUAUGAUUUUACAUUUUUAUCCUAUUUUACACAGCUCGGAAGAAGCGUCCGGAAAGUCUUAUUCAAAUAAAAUUUAAAAACAUUCAGUCAAUCUAUCUGAAUUUGUUUUUCAGUUCUUCAAAUUGAAACAAUAUGAUUUUACAUUUUUAUCCUAUUUUACACAGCUCGAAAGAAGCGUCCGGAAAGUCUAAUUCAAAUAAAAUUUAAAAACAUUCACACCAACUAAAGACUCAUCCUCACGUUAUUCUUAUUGCAUCCCAUUGAUAUCGACUUUCGCACGUGGUGUUUCGUUAAUAAUGUCAAAACUGAGAAAGAAAAUAAACUGCAUG